This is a messenger RNA of Saprolegnia diclina VS20, 488 nucleotides long. Its product is annotated as methionine-R-sulfoxide reductase. NCBI's taxonomy places the organism in Eukaryota, Oomycota, Saprolegniomycetes, Saprolegniales, Saprolegniaceae. Gene Ontology annotation, biological process: protein repair; response to oxidative stress. The transcript has a single exon. Gene Ontology annotation, molecular function: peptide-methionine (R)-S-oxide reductase activity. The record is from RefSeq and is a predicted model, not a curated record. The coding region runs from base 65 to 454 and encodes 129 amino acids.
GCAGCUUUGGCGGUUGAAACCAGGAUCCGCCGUCAAUUUCCACUUUUGACCGGCCGGCAGCAGCAUGACGAGCAUCAACCUCAGCGAAGGCGAGUGGCGGACCAAGCUCUCCAAGGAGCAGUUCCGCGUGCUGCGCGAGAAGGGCACAGAGCGCGCGGGUACCGGCGAGUACAACAAGCACUACGACGAGGGCGUCUACCACUGCGCCGGCUGCGACGCGCCCUUGUACAAGUCGAGCCACAAGUUUGACUCGGGCUGCGGCUGGCCCGCCUUCUUUGACGCGCUUCCCGGCGCGAUCACAGCCAUCCCGGACGAAGAUGGCUAUCGCGUCGAGAUUGUCUGCGCGGCCUGCGGCGGCCACAUGGGCCAUGUCUUCAAGAACGAAGGCUUCAAGAACCCGACCAACGAGCGCCACUGCGUCAACAGCGUCUCGAUCCGCUUUGCGCCAGCGUAAGCUUAUAACGAAUGCACACCUCCUUCAUAUCUGC